Engraulis encrasicolus (European anchovy) is the source of this 1998-nucleotide messenger RNA. RefSeq names its product glutamate-rich protein 6-like. The record is from RefSeq and is a predicted model, not a curated record. Bases 101 to 1873 code for a protein of 590 amino acids. NCBI's taxonomy places the organism in Eukaryota, Metazoa, Chordata, Actinopteri, Clupeiformes, Engraulidae. The transcript is spliced from 13 exons.
UGGGGAUAAUACCUGCAAAGAAGUUACCAACUUGCGUAGAAUAAUGUGUAGGCUACGCCAUCAGGUGAGCUGAUUUCGUUUCAAAAGGCUCUCGAGCGAAAUGAGCGAGCCUUCUGCGGAUCCGGGAGGGAGUGAGCUCUCCGCCACUCUGCCCUCGACACAGGAGAGGCGUCAAAGUUCACCAGAUACGGAGAUGUCAAAUGAGGAGAUUUCAAAAACGGAGCCUUCAUCUGAAACAUCAGCUGAAAUGGAAAAUACAUUAACAAGAACAGUUUCUCUGGAUCAAAACACAAUUGGCCUCUUUGACUCACCAGAGAUAAUGGAGGUGCAGACAGUGGAUGGCAGAGUCAUCACCGUAGCCAGUGCUGUGACUCAAACGGAUUGGGAUUGGGAGCAGUCAGAAAGACAACAGAAAGACGACUCCUCAGCACAUAUAGUCAUUGAGGAGUUAUCUGAAACACCACCAGUUGAGGACAUCAUCCCAUCUGUCCGGGAAUCAGCAACCCCUAGUCCAGAUACCAAAGGGCAGAAUGUUGAAGAUGAGAAAAAUCAAUCAAACAAGCAAGAGAAUAAGGCGUAUGGAAUACCUUAUGUAGGGCCCCCCUCUCUCCUUGCUUAUAGACCAGAGUCAAAACAACCUCCAGUUCGUUAUAAGAGCCCUGUCGACAGGCAGCCUGGGAUGCGUAAAGAGAAAGAGAGCAUCCUGUGUGUCUACUGCCAGCAGCCAGCCACGUCCUUCGUCAGCAGAGAGAAUCUGGAGAACUUGGAGCACAUGGAGGCCACUCCAGAACAGCUCUUCUGCUGCGAUAAAGCCCAGUCGGUGAGAAUGCUCAUACUCCAGGAGGAGAGGGCUCUGGCUGGCGUUGAAGUGGAUAAGAAAAUUGAUGUUGGCCCUCAUCCACCAUUCAUGAGCAAACAGCAGAAACGGGCCGCUAAGGAGCGAGCAGAGCAGAGGUUAAGAGAAUUCGAGGCUCAAAGGGCGCAGACUACAGGCCAUCAGAAUCGCCUUUUACCUUGUGGCCAGCAGAUCAAAACCAUAUCCUACAGACUGUCAAACGGCGACUGGACCAUCCACGAGGAGCCUGACUUUCACCGCGUAGAUACACUUCCUGUUGACUAUUUCAGUGUGCGCGGAGAAGCUCCUGUGACACACACACGGAAGGAAGUGCUGCUAAGGCUUUAUCCAGACGGCGGGCCUUUCCUCACCAUAUUUCCAGACGGGACAGGCAAUGUUUUUUACCCCUCAGGCUGUAUCGCUGUCACCAUUUCCACUGUGGGCGCAGGUGAUUUCACAUACACGGUCCUAGAGGACAACCCCUGCCAGCCCAGUAUACAGGCCAUCUUCACAUCCAAAGGCCAUUCAACUUGCUAUCAUCCCAAUGGACUCAUAUGGGUGAACCUAAACCAGCUGGAGGGGCUCCACUGCAGCGAGAACGGCGCUCUGAAGCAACAUUGGAGCUGGCAUGACCUUGAGCCAGACAUUCAUCCGCUGCCGUUUCAGCCUCUCUAUCUCUCCCUCAAUCCCUUUAUCAGCCUCCGCAUACUAACACAGGAGCGCAUAUACCUCACCUUUAGCCACGGCACAUGCCGCGUGCGCUUUAAUGUGGGUGCAAAACUCAAGCUUAUGUACCCUGAAGGCGUAGACCUGCCAGUACCAGACACCUUGCAGAAGCAUCUCCAAAUUAAAUGUCUGGAGAUUUACUCUCUCCUGGACAGAAUCCAGACACACAUCGACUAUCAGCACAUGCCCAGUCACCAGAACAUAAAGCCUCUCUAUGGACUCAUCGCCCAAAUGGACAGACUAAGGAGACAGGUGGACCGGCACUCUUCACCAAAGAAGCUGCAAACACCAAUUCCACCCAAAGAAGCAUAAUCCUAUUUCUCACUAAGCAUUCUUACCUUGUGAUAGAUUUAUUGGAAUAUAUCAGCAUUAAAAUAUAUCGUCGCACAUAAAAUAUAUAAAAGUAUUCUUUUGAAAAUAAAAUUCAUUUUAUCGUA